AUCCUUCUGAAAAUGACGGUUUAAAUCAUAAACAUUUCCCUCACUCUCUCUCUUCACCUCCAAAACCCUGCCUCCCUCUGCUUUCUCUCUCUAACUCUCACUUUCUCUCUCCUCUCAACUGGUUGAAUAAAUUUUGAACGAAGCGAUGUCGUUGAGGCCAAAUGCUAGGACGGAAGUUCGCCGGAAUCGAUACAAAGUCGCCGUUGACGCCGAUGAAGGUCGCCGGAGAAGAGAGGAUAAUAUGGUGGAGAUCCGAAAGAAUAAGAGAGAGGAAAGCUUGCUCAAGAAGCGUCGUGAAGGUCUUCAAGCUCAGCAGCAGUUUACUCCUUCUCUUCACGCUUCUACUGUUGAUAAUAAGAAGCUAGAGAGUUUGCCAAAUAUGGUGGCUGGGGUUUGUUCUGAGAAUAAUCAAUUGCAGUUGGAGGCCACAACACAGUUUCGAAAAUUGCUUUCCAUUGAACGAAGCCCACCGAUUGAGGAAGUUAUACAAGCUGGAGUUGUACCCCGCUUUGUGGAGUUUCUUCAAAGGGAGGAUUAUCCACAGUUACAGUUUGAGGCUGCAUGGGCUCUUACAAACAUUGCAUCAGGGACCUCAGAGAACACUAAGGUGGUGAUUGAUCAUGGGGCUGUUCCAAUAUUUGUGAAGCUUCUUGCUUCUCCUAGUGAUGAUGUCCGUGAGCAGGCAGUGUGGGCUUUGGGUAAUGUUGCUGGUGACUCUCCUAGAUGCCGGGAUCUGGUUCUCAGUAGUGGUGCGUUGAUUCCAUUGCUUGCUCAACUCAAUGAGCAUUCCAAGUUGUCCAUGCUUAGAAAUGCCACAUGGACUCUAUCUAACUUUUGUAGAGGAAAACCACAACCUCCGUUUGAGCAGGUGAAGCCAGCUCUUCCUGCCCUUGAACGACUCGUUCAUUCAAAUGAUGAAGAAGUGUUGACAGAUGCAUGCUGGGCACUUUCUUACCUAUCCGAUGGACCAAAUGAGAAGAUUCAAGCUGUGAUUGAGGCAGGUGUAUGCUCACGAUUGGUUGAGCUCCUCACGCACCCAUCUCCUUCGGUGCUGAUUCCCGCCCUCCGCACAGUUGGUAAUAUAGUCACUGGAGAUGAUUCGCAAACACAGUUUAUCAUCGACAGUGGUGCAUUGCCAUGUCUUUUGAACCUGUUGACUAAUAAUCACAAAAAGAGCAUUAAAAAGGAAGCUUGUUGGACCAUAUCAAACAUUACAGCUGGAAAUAAAGCACAGAUUCAGGCUGUCAUUGAAGCUGGUUUGGUUGGCCCUCUAGUCAACUUGCUUCAAACUGCGGAAUUCGAUAUUAAGAAAGAAGCUGCUUGGGCGAUAUCUAAUGCUACAUCCGGUGGAGCUCCAGAGCAAAUAAAGUUUCUUGUAAAUCAGGGAUGCAUAAAGCCAUUAUGUGAUCUGCUUGUGUGCCCUGAUCCAAGGAUCAUCACUGUCUGUCUGGAAGGGUUGGAGAACAUUCUGAAGGUAGGUGAAGCAGAAAAGAAUUCGGGCACCACUGGAGAUGUUAAUUUCUAUGCGCAGAUGAUAGAUGAAGCUGAGGGAUUGGAAAAGAUUGAAAAUCUUCAAAGUCAUGAUAACAAUGAGAUUUAUGAGAAAGCAGUGAAAAUUCUCGAGACAUAUUGGUUGGAGGAAGAGGAAGAGGCUGCUGCUGUACCAUCUGGUGAUAAUACCCAAGCUGGGUUCCAGAUGUGGAGCAAUGAAGGCCCCUCUGGUGGAUUUAAGUUUGGCUGAAGGAUUGGGAUGGAUGCAUUAGUAGCAGUAUGUUGAAGUUAACGAGAUGGAUCUUGGACUCUAGCUUGACAUCAGGUGGACUUCGAGGUCCAGCUCUGCUCGAGCUGGGUUUGGUUAUGUCAUAUUGCAUGUGUCAAGUCUGUGGUCAAGGAGGAGCGGCCAAUGGGGGUCUGUCAAGGGCCAGAUGUUAAACUAAUGGUGAUAGUGCUCUGGUAUGGUGUUCCUCCGCGUAUUGUUACCCUUUGUUGGGGUUUAUAUGUCAAAUAGUGGUUUUUUUAGUGUUUUUUUUUUAUUUUUUUUUUUAUUAUUUUUUUGUAUUUGGGGGAGUUGGGAAGGGUAUUUUGGUUUGAAAAAGAAGGGUUUUGUAGCUGCCAUUAUUGUGUUCAAUACAAGUAGUAUUAGUUAUUUGUCCUAUAGAGUCUCACAGGAUAUUUGUUUUCGAUUGGCACUUGCCAGUUUAUCCUUCUCAGGUAACCCUAGUUUUUGUUUUCUGUAACACAUUUCUUAACCUCAAGGAUAUAUGUUAAAUGAUCAUAGAAAAAUAUUAGAUAUUUGUGUUAUACACAUUUAUGAAAUAUCGAAAUGUGUUACGAUGCUUGA
Messenger RNA from Chenopodium quinoa (quinoa), 2341 nucleotides. Its product is annotated as importin subunit alpha-1-like. NCBI's taxonomy places the organism in Eukaryota, Viridiplantae, Streptophyta, Magnoliopsida, Caryophyllales, Amaranthaceae. The coding region runs from base 146 to 1741 and encodes 531 amino acids. Gene Ontology annotation, cellular component: cytoplasm; nucleus. The transcript has 12 exons. Gene Ontology annotation, molecular function: nuclear import signal receptor activity; protein binding. The record is from RefSeq and is a predicted model, not a curated record. Gene Ontology annotation, biological process: NLS-bearing protein import into nucleus.